GCCUCCAGAUGUCCUGAUAAGCAGUUACCUUGAACAUCGCCGGCGAUUUAUUUGUCAGUAUACUUUUAACAAGUUAGAAAACAUCGCAAUAAAUCUGAUUUUGCAAUUAAACAUCAUUACAAAAUGGACACAAGGAUUUGUUUUCUGUUGUUCACAAUUUCACCAUGCAUCGCUCUGGAAUGCUCCAGCUGUGUGCACUUCGCAUUCGAAUACAUCAACAUGCCGGACGAUAUUGAAGGUGUACUAAACGAGCAGCUGUCGACCCUGGAAACUUUAAGAAACGAACAAUGUUUUAGAAACACAGCCCCGACAAAGAAUUGCGCAGUUGCUGGUCCAGGUUUCAAUGACACCUGUACUUGGUUUACAUUUACCAUGAAGUGUAUGGGAUUCACAGCCGCUAAUCUGCAUGAUACCGGAAUCACGGUUACAGUAGUGAACCGUCAGUGUAGCCCAUCGCCGAAAGACACCGUGGACACCUGCGUCAAAAAGGAUACACUAUACGCAAAGGAUCAAUUCGCCUUUUUACAGUCAGUCCAGUCUCUGGCCACAUUAUUUGAUUCCGUCGAAUAUAAUGGCGACUACUGCACCUCAUCAACCGGUUUAUUCCCUAAUACCCCAGGAGACACCAGCAAAAGAAACAGCGCUUCAUCGAAGAUGUUGUUGAUGCAAUCAGUUGCCAUUUUGUUAAUUGCUUCGUAUCUUGUGUAAAUCAUUAUACGAAUGCGUAAAUCCAGUGAAGGAAAUAGAUUAUGUUUUAGGGAUUUUCAGCAGUUUGCAUAUUGUAUGUUUAGACGAUGUUGGGAGAACUUAACAUUCAUUUGUUCCAGCGAUUGUUCGUUUUAGUUUAUUAAUUCGGUCAAUAGCCUUUGAUAUAUUACAAAAUGAAAUACGUUAGUUUUGUACUAUUCAUUCCUGUUACGCAAAUAAGAUAAUAUUCUGUUGAAAGUGCUUCCACUUUGUUUUGACAAAGGUCACAUAAAUGUUCUCCAAAGUUAUCAUACACAAUAGUGCGUUGAAUAUAAAUCUAGAUAAUAGAACAUGAGAAUAAAAACGAAAUUAAACAA
Molecule: messenger RNA, 1064 nt
Organism: Mya arenaria
Lineage: Eukaryota; Metazoa; Mollusca; Bivalvia; Myida; Myidae
Exons: 3
Coding region: 124-708 (194 amino acids)
Source: RefSeq, a predicted model, not a curated record